This is a messenger RNA of Diversispora eburnea, 233 nucleotides long. The record is from the annotation of a GenBank genome assembly. Lineage: Eukaryota; Fungi; Glomeromycota; Glomeromycetes; Diversisporales; Diversisporaceae.
AUGGAAAUAUUGGAACUUUCGUUGUUUGAUCUUCAAGGAAGAGCAGAAACCAUUGAUGAUUCAGAGAUUGAUUUAGAACAAAAAAAAUUUACGCAGUACAUAAAUCAAUUUAACGAAGAUAUGUGUAAUAGAAACAAUAUCUCAACAAUUGUUCAAAAAUCUUUUUGUUCAUGGGAAAUUUAUCCAUCGUAUUAUGAAGAACAUAAUAUUGCUCAACAAAUAUUAACACAUAU